This is a messenger RNA of Eruca vesicaria subsp. sativa (arugula), 516 nucleotides long. The record is from the annotation of a GenBank genome assembly. NCBI's taxonomy places the organism in Eukaryota, Viridiplantae, Streptophyta, Magnoliopsida, Brassicales, Brassicaceae.
AUGGCUUCUCCUUCAUGCAGUGUAAGAGGAGAAGUAGCAGGUGAAUUAAGUUCGGCUCCUGCUAAGUCUUCUCUACCGCCGCCUCGCCCCAAGUCUCCGCCGCCGUAUCCAGAUUUGUAUGGGAAACGUAGAGAGGCGGCGAGAGUUCAGAUGCUAGAGAGAGAGAUUGGUUUUCUCGAGGCAAGAAGCCAAAAUGCUGCAACUCCACAUGUUGUAGCUGCAUUGGUUCCAAAUGCUGUAACGGGUCCUGCUGCUCAUCAAACAGCUGUUGUUGCCCGAAACCGAGCUGCCCCAGCUGCCCUAGCUGUUCAUGCUUCCGAGGUUGUUGUUGUUGUACUUGUCCGGACUUGUGUUGUUGCAUACCCACCUGUUUCCGUAGUUGCAGUCGACCAUCGUGUCUUAAUAAGAAGAAGAGCUCAUGUUGCAGUUGCAACUGCAAGAUCAAAUGGUCAUCUUGUUUUAAAUGUCCUAAGUUACGGCUUUGUUGUUGUUUUUGCAAUUUUGUCAUCUCUAUAA